AUGGCUUCUACUACAGAAACAAAUGAGUAUGUUAAGUUGAAACUUCUAGUGAACGAAGAGAGCAAUAAAGUUGUAUUUGCUGAAGCAGGGAAAGAGUUUGUUGACAUUCUCUGCAGUUUCUUAACAAUGCCUUUGGGAACAGUCGCAAGACUUAUGCAGAAGGAUUCAAGCAUGGGACCUGUCUCGGUUGGUUGUCUUAACUCACUCUAUCAAACUGUGAAAGAUCUCAACAAAGAGUGUCUAUGGAAGGAUUCAGACAAAGAAAUGUUGUUGCAGCCAAAGAAUUCAUCGGAAGAUUAUUGCAGCACUCUUAAAUUUAACAUCGAUGAUAGUCAGCCGACAAAGUACUUUAUCAGGUGUCUGAAUAGUUAUUGUGAUUACAGCUCUACUCUUUACUUGAGCACCUCCAUGGAUGAUGAGCGUUGUAAGUGUAGGAGUGCUAAGCGUUCAGUUGUCCUGAAACAUUUUCACGAAGGAUUUGUCAAUAGUGAUGCUUCAUUUGUAAUUACUGAUGACUUGAAAAUCAUGCCAAACACCAUGGUUUAUACAAGCUUUUCUCUUCUCAAGAAUUCAGGAAUAGUCACAAGUUCUACAAAGGAAAUGACUGUAAUUGUCACUAAAGAAAAGGUACUAGAUCUUCUAAAGUGUGCUUUGGUUUCGAAGUCACCUUUGACUGACAUGUUUCUAGGAAAUAAACCUUCCAUCGAGAGGUCUUCGUUUUUCUCUUGCGAGGUUGAAAAUGAUUUGAAUGCUGAUAUUCAAAUCACCGUGGAGCUUGUUAUUAGAAAGUCAGAUGGAAAAAUAUUGUUUGCUCAUGGGGAGCAAGAUUUUACCGAUUUACUAUUAAGUUUUCUCACUUUUCCUUUGGGAGGUGUUGUGUGUAAGUUAGGAGGAUGUAGUUCUAUUGGUAGCAUAGAUGGAUUAUACAAAAGUAUUGUUGAAUUAGAUGAAAACCAAUGUUUGAAGUCAAAAGAAGCAAAGAAUAGACUUGUUGAUCCUCAUUUGGCGAAGGAGUACAUAUCAAGCAAGCAGAUUUUGCCGAUAAACCAGUCACGUGUGAAUUACUAUUGUUAUUAUCAAGGGCAAGAUUCCAAGCAAAGUAUUGUUGAUUGUAAAUUUUUCAUAACUAAUGAAUACAGGAGAGAUGAAGGAAAAUAUGUAGAAAUGCACCUAGUUAAGGACAAUGAAAAUACAAGAAAUGAAGGUUAUCUCAAGGGACCAAGAACAUACCUAGCUACAGAUGACUUGGUUAUUGGACCUUCAUCUCCAAUUUCAUGUCUGGGAAUAUUGAAAGCUGCUUUAACCUCAACAUCUGCUCUAACAAAUGGUCUCAGUCACUUGUUAACCGAGGAUAUGGAGGAGAAUUAA
Molecule: messenger RNA, 1368 nt
Organism: Medicago truncatula (barrel medic)
Lineage: Eukaryota; Viridiplantae; Streptophyta; Magnoliopsida; Fabales; Fabaceae
Exons: 3
Coding region: 1-1368 (455 amino acids)
Source: RefSeq, a predicted model, not a curated record